Messenger RNA from Lithohypha guttulata, 4980 nucleotides. It is a transcript of the gene MON2, whose product is annotated as Endocytosis and vacuole integrity protein. NCBI's taxonomy places the organism in Eukaryota, Fungi, Ascomycota, Eurotiomycetes, Chaetothyriales, Trichomeriaceae. The coding region runs from base 1 to 4980 and encodes 1659 amino acids. The transcript has 2 exons. The record is from RefSeq and is a predicted model, not a curated record.
AUGACCGCAGCUUUUCUGCAGUCAGAGUUGGCGAACCUCAUAUCAGAUUCCAAGCGCAAGCAUGUCGAAGUCAAAGCAGCUUCGGAAAAGUCCUUGACCGAGCUCAAGUCAAUCUCAGUUACAUCAGAGACUCAAUUAGCAGGUGACCUAGUUCGGAAGCCUUAUUUUAUCGAGCCCUUCAUUCUUGCGUUGCAAUCCUCCAAUGCGUUCGAAAUUGCACUUCCUCUUGCACUCGAGGUCCAGUUGAAGGUCUUGCAGACACUCCCUUCUCUACUACAGCUCUAUGCGGCUGAUUUACACGGUGAAGCUCUAGCAAGGACACUGAAUGUCAGUGCUGAUUUGUCUGGCAGCAAGCUUCCCGUAAUCAGCAGCACGGCGGGCGCUACGUUUCAGCAAUUGGUUACCACUGUGUUCGAACGUACGACUACAGCUGCGAGUUCAAAGACUCAUCUGUCAGAAAAUGGCUCGGAAGCUGCUCAUGGUUCGGAUGAUGCUCUCAAGAUCUUCCUCGACAUUUGUGCCUUACUCGCAGAGCAGAAGCCAUGUUUCGUGAAAUUAGGCAAUCUAGCACCUCCUGCUGUCCUGGAGACAAUUGAAACUCUCUUAUCUGAAUAUGGCGCUUGGGUAUUGCAAGAUGCCAACAUUUUGAAGGCAUGCUCUGAAUGGUUGGUUCCUGGUAUAUGUACGUUGAUUGAAAACAGCACGAACUAUGGUGUUGUGGUACGAGCAUUUCGUAUUGCCCUUAUUUUCGCGACUCAGCACGUACAGAAAUUACCACAGGCUGUAGGUGAACUUUUGAAAGUCAUUCACAGGACCACUGAUCGUGCGGCAAAUAGCAGAUGGAAGCGAGUUCUGUCACUAGAAUUUUUCAAAAACUUUUGUGAGGACUUCGACGCCCUGCGGACGACAUUUGCAUUAUUCGACCUUGACAGCGAUCAGCCGAGUAUCGUUUCUGAUCUUAUGGCCUCUUUGGUUCGUACCGCUUCCGAGGAUCCAUCAUUGAUUGGACUUGGUCGGUUUUCAACCACCCCAUCGACUAGUUUACACGGACGUGAUGCCUCCACAGACAUUGGUGCACUUACUCCCAGCAUUUCUACACCCGGAAAACCUGCGACGGGCAUCAGCACGGAGUGGAGCAGCGUCACUACCGCUUGUCUCGAUAUGGUUGACCGUGCCAACCCUCCAGAUGUGCCUGGAACUUACCUCUAUACUCUCGUUCUUGGAUGUGUUGCGGCCUUUUCAGAUGGAUUAUCGAAGUUCAUUAUGCCACUCAGCCUGCCCAACAGGAAAAGCAGUAAGCGCGAGGAGCCGGAAGGAGAAGAAUCAGACGACAGCAACAUCUUGAGACGUGCAUCUAUGCCAAACAAUGCUGCAUCUCAGAAAUAUCAACAACUAAUCAAUCCCUUGGACAGGAAAGACUCGAGUAAAAGCGAUAGUGUUGAACUCUGUGCAAAAAUGAUUGAAGUUUGCUGGCCUGCCAUUCUUGCCAUUUGCUCAACCUUCUUGAACGCUAAGCUCGAUUCAUAUUACUACCACAUCUUGGUUCGCUCUGUGCAGAAGCUGAGUCAGGUUUCCGGCGUCUUGCAACUGGACGUGUCUCGCGAUGCUCUUUUGACUACCCUGGCUAAGGCUUCUCUUCCAGUGAACGUUUCUAGCCUUAUGAAUGCAUAUUAUGGGACAAGGCCAGCUCUGCAAUCCGAUCUCGAUGCUCACUCCGAGGAAGAUGAUCCGCCAGUUAGGUCGCCUAUCGCAAGUACUUCCCAGAACGCUCUCGGUCCAUCGAUCCAGAGCGUCAAUGUUCGCAACUUGCUAUGUAUGAGAGCGUUACUCAACUUGGGUAUUGCUCUAGGACCUACGCUGAGCCUAGCUGCUUGGACUGUCAUCUUACAAGCGCUUGAACAGAUAGAAGCUCUCGUAGCUAGUGGACCGGGUGCAAGGACGAGUCAAGCUUACCCGAACAAGAUCGAUGAUCCGGAAACAUCAGCCUCUACCAACCUAGUAACCGAAACUACCGCUGUUGAUACAGCCAAACGCAGAAUGGUUGAAGGCACAAGAACUUAUUCAAACCGAGCUUUCAGCACUUUCUGUCAAGCUCUUUGGCAGAUGAUAGAAGAUGUCAUGCCUUCUGGUCAAAGAGCACCUGUGUCGGAAGAAACUUCAAAUGACGAGAGGAGUGCUAUGAAUGGACUGCCACGACCCAAAAUGCUGACACAUAGAUCACUGCGAAGCAUAUCUAGCGCACAUACGAAAUCUGCUGCUCUGGAAGUAGACGUUCGUUUUGUUCUUGGAAUGAUCGAGCGACUGGCUUCAACAAACUCGCAAAGAUUCAGAAACAGUACCGCUGCCUCGACGACCUGGAAUCUGGUCGUUGAUAACUUGCUCUUGCUUCAUAAUUCUUCAUUGUUGCCUGAGCUCCGGCUACAAUGCGUGCAUACCAUCAAUACGAUCGUCGUUGAAACAUGUACUUUAGCUACUAACGACGACGACGAAGUGGAAGCCUCAGCACAAUCGUUCGUGGUCGUACAGUAUGGAAUACCUGCUUUACACAAGCAAAUCCGAAAUUGUCAAAGAGAUCUAGCAAAAGACUCCAACAAAGCCGAUAUUGCAUUGAAAACAGCACAAUCAGUGUUAGAGGCUUUAUACAAUGUUGUGGGUAGUUGUGGUGAAAGCCUUGGCAACGGAUGGUCCGAAGUCUUCAACAUACUCGAUACUGUUCUUAGUGGUAGUCAAGAACUCAGCAGCAAUAUCGAAGUACCGCUUUAUUCUGCUGCAUUCAAGGUGGUACUAUUGGUUGUCUCCGAUUUUCUUGCCAGUCUCAAUACAUCGUCAUUGGCUGCCUUGCUCAAACUGUUUGAUCGUUUUGCAGGUCAGCAGGCGGAUCUGAACAUGUCACUGACGACUAGCGCACUUUACUGGAAUGUAGCCACACUCAUCAUCGAUGGGACCGAUGUCCUGGAGCCAUUCAAUUUCGAUGCGGGUGCAUCAGAUCGUCUCGGCUCGUCUUCGACCCUAUGGCGAGGCCUGCUCCUGGGCUUGCAGAAUCAGAGUAAGGAUUCUCGCACAGAUAUUCGGAAUGCAGCGCUGCGCAUGCUCACCAAGAUCAUCGAAGCAUCUGUAACUUGCAUGUCAUCAAUGGGUCUUAAUUCAUGUCUGGGUGAAGUCAUGCUUCCUCUGCUUGAGUUCUAUAGUACUGAAUCCGGUACCACAUGGCAUGAGUCUGCUCAGCAAGAAUUGCGAGAUAUCGUGCGUAUCUUCCAGGCAUAUCACGAGCUCAUCUUGGACGAGAAGGAACCUUUCGUAAAAACUUGGCUAAAGCUCUCAAGCUCUCUGGAACAGCUAUGUAACCUCGAGGACUUGAAGAUAACCACCGCUGUUUUCGACUGUCUCUCCCAAGUAAUAUUCUCAUUGUGCAAGUCAAGUAAAGCCUCCACGUUCGACGAAGAUGAAAGGGUACUGGUGUCGACUUGGACUCUAUGGCAGAAGUCGCACCCAGCCUCGUUGAAAUCUGUCGAGCCUAAUGAAACAGCUCUUGCCUCGUAUGAGACCCUGCUGUUACGAAUUUUGGAUUGGAAGUUUGAGGCAGUGGUGAGCUCCGCAGAGAUCGGAAACGAGCUUCUCAAAUCUGUACGGACGUCGGUGUUUGCAGCUCGUCACGGUCAGUACACAUUAGAUGUCAGAAAGAUGUCUAGUGAGCAAGAACAGAGCCUCGAGGUCAUUAGAAAGGUGAAGUCAAUUUUCCAUGGCCAAGAAGUUGUGUUUGCACAAUUUAUUGUCGAGCUCGUCAGUGAUGUCGUUGAGAGAACAAUCCCAGGCAAGCUGAAGAACGACUCCUCUUCAGCUAGUGGUCGAAAGCCGACUGGAAUAGCCUUUGCCACGGCAUGCGUCAACGAACUGCUAACAAUACUGCAGGCAAGCACACAAGGACAAAAAGUAUGGUUCCGGUUACCUCUUGAACAGACCCUCGAGCUCAGUGCCGAGCUCGCAAACACAAAAUAUUCACGGAUUUCGCUGAACGACAACGAUCCUUUGUGGCGGAAAGGCUGCUCUCUUGGCGUGGAAUGCAUGUCGACCGUGAGAAGAGAUAUCGAAAGCCCCUCGUUCUCAGUAGCCGAUGCAGCACACAUCGAAGCACUAGGUCCUGCUAUAAACACAUUAGCAACAGCAACUUUGGAGGCUACCAACCUAGAUACUCUGCCAUCCGAGCGGAGACCUUCAGUCGAACACAUCCAACAAGAUGAGCAAUUUGACAUCUCGAAACUGUGGACAAUGCACACAUCGACUGUUUCUGUUCAUACUCACUCUGAAACCCCAGUAGCUUGUCAAAAACAAUACGUUUUGCUCUUCUUCCACCAUUCUCUGGUAGCGAAACCUUGGUACAACGACCUUGCUCCAGCUUUUGAGGAAAGUCCAUUAGCAAACAUUACUAAAAUCAGACGAGGUUCCAUUCGCAGCCCGGCACUACCUCUGCGCCGCGAAAUUUGUUACGAAGCACUAAAAUGCCUGUUCGACUUCGUGGACAAGCGCCGUAUGACGGAAGACUGCACAGCCAAACAAAAGAACACGCUGGAAAUCGCCAAAAUUGCAGCACCAUAUGUUCUCCUUCGUGUUGCCCACACUCUCAAGACUUUCAUCGCAGACCAACCACUUCGAAAUCUUGAACAUCCCCAUCCCGCACUUCAGAAGGAACUCCAUCUCGUACUCCGUGGAUAUGUCGACCUGUCAGUAUUUGAUGAGGCAUUUGUUCAGUCUGCUCGCGAUCUGGGUUGCAAUGACGAGUUUGGCAAUGUGAUUUGUAAGGAUGGGAAAUCCCACUUGAGAUUACUUUUCCCAUUAGUGACUAAUUUUGAACAAGUAUGGCGAUCGAUGCCGCGACUAAAGAAAGGUCUGGCAUGGCAGGAUCACGCGCACGGCCAAGGAGUUGAAGAGUGCAUAAUGGCUUGGAGAGGGAGAGUCAGUGAGGGUUGGGGACCGCAGUUCUGA